AUGUCCGAAGUAACUGUCCCGCCCACGCGCCUUCUACCCUUGGGCCCUGAGAAGCUUUCGGAAGCCGAAUGCUGGUGGCGCGAUCAUCAAGAGUGGCUUGCGGAACGAGGCUACCUGCUCCGGCAUCGGUAUCGGCCAGAUUGGAAGCCAUCGUGGCUCGCCAAGAAAGAACCAUUCUUGAUGGAGUACGAGGACUGGUAUCGCCCACAGCAACCUUUCCUGUUGGAUGCUGUUUGCGUCGCGGACGACAGCUUGGUCAUGCUGAAGCAAGUCAAGAAGAGUUUGUACCCCGAGGAGGUUGCUUUGCAUCAAUAUCUUCUCUCAGAACCGCUUCUGUCGGACCCUCGAAAUCAUACUGUGCCGUUGCUCGAGGUUCUGGAUGUGCCAGACAACGAGGACGCUGUUCUUCUAGUUAUGCCAAUGUUUCGUGCAUGUAACAACCCCGCGUGGACUACAGUGGGGGAGGUGGUUGCAUUCCUCGCCCAAAUCUUCGAGGUUACUUCGCUCUCUUUCACACUUGCCAGGGAUUGCCAAGCACCGAACAUAUUAUACGAUCCACGACCAUUAUACCCAAACAUGUUUCAUCCCCGCGUCACAGAUAAGUCCCGCGACUGGAAGGGCACUGCAAAGCAUUCGACACGGACGCUGCAUCCAGUGAAGUACUACUUCAUCGACUUUGGACUGUCACGUCGGUAUGACCCCAAGGAUGGUCCGCCUCGGGAACACCCAAUUCUGGGGGGAGACAAGUCCGUCCCCGAGUUUCAGAACUGGAAUGGCGAGCUCCUAGACCCCUUCCCGACGGACAUAUACUACCUCGGCAACCUCAUCCGCAUAAAAAUCAUGAAGUUUUAUCAUGGUAUCGAGUUCCUCGAGCCUCUCGUCCAGGAUAUGGUCCAGGACGACCCAACCAAGCGACCGACGAUACAGGACGUCAUCCGACAGUUCGACGAGCUGGUGCCAGUGAAGCCGCUCGGGUCUCAGAAGCUGCGCUCCCGACUAAUCUAUCGCAAGGAAGGUGCCGGCGAUGCCCUUGUGCAGCGCAUUGCGCAUGCUUUCCGGACCGCUCGCUACAUACUUACUCGGAAACCUGCUAUACCUCGACCCCUCUGA
This is a messenger RNA of Trametes versicolor FP-101664 SS1, 1110 nucleotides long. RefSeq lists its product as uncharacterized. The record is from RefSeq and is a predicted model, not a curated record. Bases 1 to 1110 code for a protein of 369 amino acids. The transcript is spliced from 4 exons. Lineage: Eukaryota; Fungi; Basidiomycota; Agaricomycetes; Polyporales; Polyporaceae.